AUGGAUUCCGUUUGAACCCAACAGUGAGUUUUGUUGUUAAAAAAAGGAUAAAAGAGAGGGAAGUGGAAGUGUAUAUUUUUUUUUUAUAAAGGGUUUGCAAAAGGGUUGGCUUUUUUAGUAUACGCCACUUGUGUUUUAAUAAAAGGGAAGGGAGCGUCAAGGAUUGGGAAACUCGGAGCUUUGAGUGAAAUAAAAAAUAUGCAGGAAACAAGGAAGAAGAAGAAUGGUGGAGCGGGUGGCAAUGAAGAUUCCAAGAAGAAGGAGCGUCAUAUUGUGACGUGGACUCAAGAGGAAGAUGAUAUACUUCGUGAACAAAUCAGUUUACAUGGAACUCAAAACUGGGCGAUCAUUGCCUCUAAAUUCAAGGACAAAACCACGAGGCAGUGCAGAAGAAGAUGGUACACAUACUUGAAUUCUGAUUUCAAGAAAGGAGGAUGGUCACCAGAGGAAGAUGUGCUUUUAUGUGAGGUAAUCAAUAAGUUUAUGCCCUCCAUUUUCCUUCAAUUGUAUCAGGCUAAGUUGGACUUAGUUUCAGUUGGGAAAAGCUCAAAAAUAUUUGGCAAUAGAUGGACAGAAAUAGCAAAGGUGGUUUCAGGCAGAACCGAUAACGCCGUUAAGAAUCGAUUCUCCACACUGUGCAAGAAGAGAGCCAAAUAUGAAGCCUUAGCCAAAGAGAACAGUAAUUCAUGUAUGAAUCCAAAUAACAAAAGAACUUUACUCGAAAUCGGGUUCAAUACAGAUGGAACAACUGAUUGUACUGCUCCUGUUAAGAGAAUGAGGAGAUCUCACAUUCCCAAUCUCGGUGAAAGUUGCAACUUUGGAGAUAGAGCACAUAGGGUAUCUGGGACAAUAAUCAACCAGCAGCUAAGACAUCCAUUUGCUGUAUUGGGUCAAAAUAUCCACAAUGCUAAUAACUUGGUGGUGCAAUCACAAGUCAACAAGGUCAAUGUGGUCUCUAAUGAUGCUCAGAAUUAUAGAAUUCAAGGAACAUAUCUCAAAAAGGAUGAUCCUAAGAUAACUGCUUUGAUGCAGCAAGCAGAGCUGCUCAGCUCACUCGCAUUGAAGGUUAAUAUAGACAAUACAGACCAAAGUCUGGAAAAUGCUUGGAAGGUCCUCCAAGAUUUUUUGAAUCAGAGUAAAGAAAAUGACACCUUGAGAUAUACAAUCUCUGAUAUCGAUUUUCAAAUCGAAGAUUUCAAAGACUUGCUAGAGGACUUAAGGAGUAGUAAUGAGGGAAGUCAAACAUCUUGGAGGUAA
Messenger RNA from Hibiscus syriacus, 1257 nucleotides. Its product is annotated as transcription factor MYB88-like. Bases 199 to 1257 code for a protein of 352 amino acids. NCBI's taxonomy places the organism in Eukaryota, Viridiplantae, Streptophyta, Magnoliopsida, Malvales, Malvaceae. Gene Ontology annotation, biological process: regulation of DNA-templated transcription. Gene Ontology annotation, cellular component: nucleus. The record is from RefSeq and is a predicted model, not a curated record. Gene Ontology annotation, molecular function: RNA polymerase II cis-regulatory region sequence-specific DNA binding; DNA-binding transcription factor activity, RNA polymerase II-specific. The transcript has 10 exons.